Molecule: messenger RNA, 5315 nt
Organism: Salpingoeca rosetta
Lineage: Eukaryota; Choanoflagellata; Craspedida; Salpingoecidae
Exons: 24
Coding region: 191-5155 (1654 amino acids)
Molecular function (GO): protein binding
Source: RefSeq, a predicted model, not a curated record
CUAAAGUCUUCAAACACUAUUCGGCAGCACCAGAACAAGGGCGAAGAACGCCAACAACGCUGCUUGUGUGGGUGCUGAGUGUGCGCGAAGACCAAGAAGGAAGACAAGGAAGACAAGACAGGACGCUUGUGCCGUGCAGCGUGUGUGUGUGUGCGUGUAGCCAGUCUUGGUGUGUACGUGAAGUGACACGAUGGUGGAGAGUUGGUUGUGGAAACGCCGUCCAAAGGACUUCCGAAAGAAGCACUGGGACCACCGCUUCUUCAAGGCUGUGGACGAUGUGAUCCUGUACUACAAGUCCGAGUCUGGCGGCAAGGCUCGUAAUCGAAUCCCCAUCUGGACCAUUGUCAAGAUUGAGAAGAUGGUGGCGGACGUCGCACAGCUGCCCAAGAACCUGGUCCCAUACUACCGCUUUGGCUUCCGCAUCAUCACCGCAGACAACAACGACUUUGAACUCCUGGCAGCGGACGAGGAGACGCGCCAGCUCUGGCUGGAUGCGCUGCCGCAGCUCGUGGCCAAGUGGACGGCCGAGGGUCCAAAGGCAAAGGAUACUGCAGCCGUGCACCAGACCCUGGCAGACCCGGAGUCACGCAAGCGCACCGCAAGCGGCCUCUCGCUGUCAUCGUUGGCCUCUGUGUUGGACCGUCGCGCCACCUCUGCUGCCGGCAACUCUGCCGAUGACUCGUCACCAAGCACAUCCCGCCACAGCACCAUUGCUGUGCAAGAUGAGAACGGACACCGACAGCCGUCGUUCAGCAGCGCAGCCAUGGACAAUGGAGACAACGAUGAUAAUGAGGAGCAGGGGCAACAACAACCCCGCACACAGCAGCAGGACCACCAACACGAGACGGAUGACGAUGAGGUGGAUGAGGGCGGUGCCGGCACAACAGCACACGCGCAGGCCGAGACGUCGUCACGAUCGCACGGUCUGCAGAUCUCCGUCGACGACCCAGAGGCGCGAAUGCUCAACCCGCCGUCCCAGCCCACGCACGUGCCCGCUGGCGACUCAACCUCGGAAGAUGAUGGUGGUGAUGGUGAUGGUGGCGAUGGUGGUGAUGGCGCAUACGCGCACGCGCACGCGAACGGCGCAAGGGGUUAUGGUGAUGUGGAGGCCGACUUCUCCAGCACAGCAGCACCGUUGUCGUCGAAUGGUGGCGGUGAUUACGGCAUUGUGGACGGCGAUGAGGGCUCUGAUGACGACGACAUUGACUUUGGCCAAGACGAACCAGACACCGCCGGCGAUGGUGCAAUGGUGUUUCAGUCUGGCGCCACAAACACGCAAACAAUCCAGGGAUUCCUCUUCAAGCGCGGGUCGCCCGCGCGUCUCGUUGGCGUCGUGCAUAACCAGGCAUGGCGCCGCCGCUGGUGUGUCCUCGCAGACGGCUAUCUCCAGUACUACGAGCGCACCACAGACACAUCCCCGAAGGGCCGCAUUCCUGUCUCAGACAUGCUCGGCGUCGCCGUUGUCACAGAGCGAACAAAGGACGCCCGCCCGCUGACAUUUGAGCUUCGAAUGCAUUCUAAACGCAACUACAUCUUCAGUGCCGAGAGCGAAUCAGACCUUGACAAGUGGGUGUCGUUCAUUGACGGGCUGAUCACCAAGUCGCAAAAGUCUGGCUUCCUGUACAAGCGGGGCGGCAUCAACCGCGCGUGGAAGAGCAGAUGGUUCGUCCUUCGCGACGCGAAACUCCUCUACUACGCUCAAAAGAAUGCAACGGGGACGGCUGCUGCGAAAGUGAUUGAUUUGACGCGCGCACGAGGAAUCCAAGAGCUGGACGAGCUCGAUGUGGGCGAUGACAACUGCUUCCAGAUUCUGUGCGACAACCGCACGUGGACGCUGCGCGCACACGACGAAGUGGACAAACUGGACUGGAUCUCCGCCAUCCGGUGCGAACUUCCAACACAGAACAUCAAGAAGAGCGGAUACUUGUCGAAGAAGGGCGAACUCAACACGAAGAGCCGCCGCCGCCGCUGGUUUGAGCUCUCUGAUAUCACGCUCGCCUACUACGACUCAAAGGAGACGACGCAGUUCAAAGGCAGCAUCACGCUGCGGGCAAUACAGGACGUGGUGCUCGGGUCUGACGAGGCGCCAGCGGACAACACGUCCUUUCGCAUCAUCUGCGCCCACCGCACGUACACGCUCUCUGGCGACGACGAGCAGGACGUGGCAGACUGGGUGGAUGUCAUCAACAUGUGUGCACACGCAGCGCAAGCACGGCCAACGCUCACCGCCCGCCCGCAGCUCCGCGCCAACUCGUCGGAUGAGGACGAGGACGAUGACGAUGGUCUUGGCAUGCGGCGUGGCAGCAGCGUACGUGGUCGUCGUCGCACAGGCAGUGGUGCCAUGGCCAAGCAGCAGCAGCAGCAGCAGCCAAGGAGGAGGAAGAAGAAGAUGCUGCGACGCACGGAGACAGCGCUCCCGGGUGAUGAUGACGAGGAUGAGGAUGAAGACGAGGUGCUUGGCGGUCGCGGCAAUGAUGACGACGACGAUAUUGAUUUUGGUGGUGGUGGCGGCGGUCGCAUGGCAGCGCGAACACGCGCUCGCUACGGUGACGACAAUGAUGUGGAUGACGGGAGUGGGGAUCUUCCCACCACCCGCAUGCAGUAUGGCCGCAGUCGUCGCGCUGGCGGUGGCGGAUAUGGCGAGUGGGAUGACGAGUAUGAUGAUGACGACGAUGACGACGACGAUGAUGCAGCCAGGUUUGGUGAGCGGGGCGCGUACGGACGCGCGCAGCAGCGACAGCCUAAGGAGACGCUUGCGGCGCUGUCACAGCACAAGGCCGCGAACACACGCAGGAAGCGCGGUGGUCGCGGUGGCCGCGGUGGUCGCGGGAACGGCGCCACAGCGGUGUGGGCGAACGAUGCGUAUGACCGCAACCAGGACUACGACGAGGACCCCAUCGAUAUCCCCGAUGCGCCGUUCUCCGUCACGGAAUCCCGCUCGAGCGCAUGGGCGAACGUGAAACCGGAUGACCUCAAGGUGGAGCCACGACAACCGCUGGCAGCGUCGCUGGCACGCGCUCUCAACGACGACAAUGACACCAAUGGUGGUGGUGACAAUCGCCACCGAGGCAGCAACAGGAGCGGCAGCGCUGUCGCUGGCGAACAGCAGCAACAGCAGCAAUAUGAAGAGGAGGAUGAGAACACGGGCCGCAGCUUGCAAAGUCUUGAGAAGCGAGCACAGGCUGGUGCUCUUCGCAGCAAUCGCGACACAACACCUGCAAGCUGGAACACGCAGGAGAUCACGCGACGUGAGCGCGAACGUCUGCUGUCCUCCACCGCCACAAAAGCGCCCAACCCAACAGCACCAGCAGCGCAUCCGCACGCAUUGUCAUCAUCGUCAUCAGCAACAGCAACAACAGCAGCCGCAUCCACGGGCACGUCGACACCUGCAAUGGGGGGAGUGGACCGUAUUUCCCCCACUGCCAGCGCGACGAGCACAGGAUCAGGGGAGGGCCCCCAGUGCAUGACGGUUGCGUCACCGUCGCUGCUGCGCGUCAUCUUGCACUCGAACCGCCGGCCGGGACACGCGAACGUCAUGUCUGAGAAGACGCCGCAGAACGAAGCAGUGGACCGCAUUGCCCUCUCGGGCUGCAUUCUCGACUGCAGGAACGGCAUCUGGUGCCUUGCGCCCGGGUCCAGCUUCCACACAACACCACCCUCCACGGGCACACACCGGGAGGAGUUUGUGCUGCCGCCGGGCAUCUACGCACAGUUCCACCACGACUGCCGGCAGUGGUUUGUGAGCAGCACGCGCCCUGCGCAGGAUGCAGCAACUGGGGCGGUGGCGGGCAGUGGUGGCAGUGCACCCCAGGCCCAGCUCGUUCGCUCCCAAACGGCCACGCCAGAGGAGAUGCGCUUCGCUCAGAUGGGCGGGCUGCGCAUGAUUGCUGGCGUCGACACCGCUGUCAAGACCAUUAUGGAAUUCCUCUGCGCUCCAGUCGCCAAUGGCCAGCACCCGCAGAAGGAGCUGCACCGACGUGCGGAUGACUCCAUCACCGCAACUGUUGGCGUGUUGAUCCGCAAACGCCUCUGCGAUGCCCUCUUCCGCAUUCUCACACACGGCCUCUACAAGAGUCGAAUGGGCGGGCUGAUCAAGGUGGAUGUGUGGGAUCUGUUUGUGGCGGCAACCCCACGACCAGUCCCAAGCACACCCCAAUCCCUCCGGCACGCGUAUGCGGCCAUGCGUGAUCUCCAACACAACGUGAACAUGUUGAACGAUAACCACGUGCGUGCGCGCUCGUUCAUUUGUGCCGGUCUCAACCACAAGUUUCUCGAGAAGUGGCUGUUUGCUCUCUACCGGGACAAAGCGCUGCUUGCAAAGCACUUUGAGCCCAGGAGUUUCCUGCGGCAGUGCCCCAGCAUCCAAUUUGAGCAGUUUGUGCUGACCCUUAACCCCCUCCUCUCUGUCCCCUUCCGCCUCCACACCGCUUUCGAGAUGGAACAUCGCGUCAAGCGCCAGCGCUCCGUCCGAUCGCGCAACACUGCAAGCAACAGCACAGUAGCGCAGCAGCAGCAUCAGCAGCCGCUGCCCAGCGGCAGUCACGAUGGGCGGCAGGUGGCUGACUCGUUCCCGGCCGAUUCGCGCGAUGUCGUCACACACUUUGAGGAGCAGGCGGAGAUUGACGAUGCAAAGCCGACGUUUGUUCGCGCCCUCUUUGCCAACGACGUCCCAGAUGACGAUGCGGAACUGCCAUUCCAACCGGGCGACAUCCUGACGUUUGAGGCGUGGCACCCAACCAACAACGAGUGGUGCUUCUGCUCAUUGCACGGUCGUCGCGGGCUCGUCCCCGUCAGCUACAUUGAGGUGCUGGAUGAGGUUGAGGCAGCAGCGCACCAGGCCACGCAGUCGUUCUACUCUGCGCCGAGUGACGGCGACACACCCAGCGCCGCGCUCGCGUCGUCGUUGCCGCCAUCAGCGACAGCACACGCGCCAGAGCCGUUCAACCCGCUCGCUGACCACGGCGCGGAGGACGCACGUGCGAUGGGCAUGAUGCGAAUGCCAUGGGCGCAUGAGGGCGGCGCUGUGGUGCCUGCAGACGAUGACAAUGGUGAUGGUGGCGAUGAUGGUGAAGAUGCUGUGGUGCGUGAUAGCCAAGUUGUUGUUGGCGGUGCUGGUCAAGACGAAGAAGAUGAGGAUGGAGACGUUGAGGUGUAACCGGCUGCCCGUUGAGCGCGUGGACACGUUCCUGAUAUGCAGUGUUGUUUGUGUAUGUGUGUGUAUGUAUGUGUGAGAUAGGUGUAUGUGUGUGAGAUAGGUGUAUGUGUGUGUGUGUGUGAGGUGUGUGUGUGUGUGUGUGUGCGUGUGUGCACUGCUG